Messenger RNA from Vitis vinifera (wine grape), 306 nucleotides. NCBI's taxonomy places the organism in Eukaryota, Viridiplantae, Streptophyta, Magnoliopsida, Vitales, Vitaceae. The record is from the annotation of a RefSeq genome assembly.
AUGUCACUGAAACAAUCCGUUCUGUCUCUGCUUUAUUUUCGGAUUCCGAGGAUGAGCCGGCCGAUCCUAACAUCAUUUAUGAGGAGCUGGACGACGAAGCCUCCUCCUCAGAGAAAGAUGUCUCCGACGCCGGCAAGAACUACUAUUUUAAUUGUGAUUUUUUUGGCGGGUUCGGUCAGGAGGGACAAAAGAGAGAUGCUUUCUAUCAGUCAAAAGCAGAUACCGCCCCCCCAUGCUCCCACGGUCCGCUUACCGAGGAAUAGAAAGGGAGGACCCGGGGCCAGAGCAAGUUGGGUUGGGGUAUAG